This is a messenger RNA of Cololabis saira (Pacific saury), 2602 nucleotides long. RefSeq names its product THAP domain-containing protein 6-like. Lineage: Eukaryota; Metazoa; Chordata; Actinopteri; Beloniformes; Belonidae. The record is from RefSeq and is a predicted model, not a curated record. The transcript has 6 exons. The coding region runs from base 49 to 669 and encodes 206 amino acids.
UGAGCAUUGGAGUGGUGAACGUCAAGCUUACAACAACAGUCACUAAGGAUGCCGGGCUGGUGUGCAGCAAACUCCUGCUCAAACGAGCGAACUAAGGAAAACAGAAGUCGUGGGAUUACUUUUCACAAGUUUCCACGGGAUGUUGAGAUUAGAAAGAAGUGGGAAGUGGCCCUAAGAAGAGAAGGGUUCGUGGCAACGGACCAUUCAAUAAUAUGCAGUCAACAUUUUAAGCAGGCUGAUUUCGAUCGCACGGGCCAGAUUGUACGACUCCGAGAUGGGGUUAUCCCAUCCCUUUUCAACUUUCCGGUUCACCUCCAAAAAUCAGUGAAGGGCAGGGCUACAUCUACAGCCAGGGAAGCUGAAGAAAGCCUGUGUGCGGUCUCUGACGAUCCCCCAGAAAUGGCAACACCGCAACCUCAGCCCAAUGAGGACCAUAGCUAUACUUUAUCCACUUCUCCGACCGCCCUUAAGGCCAAACUCGAGGCAGCCAUGGUGAGAGUGGGGAGUCUGGAACGGGAGAAGAGGAAUGCAAUCUCCAGGGAAAAGAGGGCAAAGUUGACUGUGAAGAGUCUUUUGGGGGAGUUGAGGGAACAGAACCUUCUAACAAAAAGUACAGGUGUCAAAAUGGUAUUGGUACCUGUCAGUCAUGGGGUUUGUUAUAAACAUUGACACACUGAUGCUGAUGAUUCCCGAACUGCUCCAGGUUCAGAGAUAUGUGCUCACCUACAGGUCCAGCCAGGACCAUUUGGAACUCCUAUUUAAUUCCAUCAGAGCAUCAGGUGGAGUUGUUGUUCUUUUAAGGCCUUGACACACCAACCCGACUUCCCCCGCUCUCUGCCGACUGCUGUGUCGGCUCGCAUCGGCUGUGUCGGGCUGUGUCGGGCUGUGUCGGGCUCUGUCGGGCUCACUAGACACACCGCAAAUACGACACCCGACGGCGAACUAGCACGUACGUUCUGCGCAUGCGUGAGAGGUAAUUCCCCUCCAUACCAGCAGGCAGCGGUAGUCUGUAUUCAGGGGCUCAAGGAGGAGGACAGCGCUUUUUUUUUCAAAGCUUUAUUGAGAAAACACAAGUGCAGACAAACAAAACUCUGAUCAAAACAGACAAACAAAACUCUGUGUAGAAUUACUGCUGACUGAAAUAAAUAAUUUAGGAAGAUAAAUGUUGGUUUAAUAGAUGAAAUCUAACAGUUGUAGCUAUGCCUGUUAAGUAAUUUGCUCCGAAAAAUUUUGGGAUUUUCUGCCUGCCUGCCGGCUCCGGAGCUGAUUUAUGGUUCCACGUUAAAUCGACGCAGAGCCUACGGCCUAGGGUACGGCGUACAGCGCGCGUCGCCGCGUAACCUACGCCGUAGGUUCUGCGUUGGUGUAACGCAGAACCAUAAAUCAGCCUUUAAUCUGGCGCGGUUUGAAAAAGACAAGCGAGUGAUUAUGUACAUUCACUGAGUGAAUAUUAUGAAAGUAAUAUAUUUAUUUCUCGCUGGAAAUGUUUUUUUUUUUAAUUCAGUCCGCAAAUGACGACGAAAAGCAUUCUGGGAAAUUCUGGGAACAGCCAAUCACAGAGUGAGUUGUUUUGACCGACGGCCGACGCCGAUUCAAUAUGUCGAAUCGGCUGAAAAGCUCCCGUCGGGCGCCCGACCUGUGGCGACGUGCGGGACACACCGGGGAAACUAGCCCGACCGACGAGCACCGACGCUUACCGACGGCCGAUUUUCGGCUUGGUGUGUUAGCCCCUUUAAAGGUGCACUGAGUAAUGUCACUUCUGUUGAAGUUCCAUGUAAACAAACGUCAGUGUUUGAAUGAAAUGUUGUUUAUGUUUUUGUGCACAGCCUGGUGUUUGAUUACGAUCUGAGACAAAUGAAAUUGUGCUGAAAAUCAAGCAAAAUCUGAAUACUUCAUGUGUUUUCCAUAUAAGGUGGAUGUGACAAUAGUCCCACGGCACGCCAGUUCCAGGCCAUCUUCCGCCGUCUGAUGGUUGGGUGUGGGGUCUCCCCUGGUGAGACAGGCAAUGGGGCAGCCCUGGACAACACUGUGGCCCUGUCUGCUGUGGAGAUGUCCUCGGCAGAGAGCAUUGAGCAGCACCCAUCUCCAUUCCAGCCCUUGUCUCCGACCACAGCUACCUGCCAACUCGUUUUGGGGGGCUGGUGGAGAAUGCCCUGGUGUACAUCGCGGGAUUUGUUGUCAGGAAAGUUCUUCGCCAGCUGUCCUGUGAUGUGUGCCGUUGGAGCUUAGUCAGAGAGGCUGUGCCAGGUUCAGGUGAAAAGAACUAGCACCUUCUGACCCUGAAGAACAACGGCGGACUAGUGAUUCCUUCACUUGGCACAGUCAAGGUGCUGAGAGUUGCAGAGAGGGUCAUCCGCCAAGCUCCACCAACACAAACUCUGAAGCUGUCAAGUCUGUGUGCGUGUGCGUGUGCGUGUGCGUGUGCGUGUGUGUGUGUGUGUGUGUGUGUGUGUGUGUGUGUGUGUGUGUGUGUGUGUGUGUGUGUGUGUGUGUGUGUGUGUGUGUGUGUGUGUGUGUGUGUGUGUGUGUGUGUGUGUGUGUGUGUGUAUCCAGUGUUUAAGAUGUGUGUUACGUUGUGCCAAGUAUGAACUAUAAACAAUAA